GGCGUCUUUUCUUCUUCUACCCUUUUAGAAACAACUCAACUGUUCCUCUUCCUCUUCAGUGCUCGUCCCUCCCUCUUCCUCUCACCGGCACCGGUUCCGCUGCUGCUGCCGUUGUCCCCCGUCUGUCUUCCCUAACUCUUCUCCACACACGUUCUCUCUUGCCUCGCCGCCAUCGUCAUGAGCUAUCCUCACCAUCCCGUUGCUCUCUAAAACAACUUUAUCGCUCUCUCUCUCUCUAAACAACUCCAUCUCCCCCCCCUCUCUCUCUCUCUCUCUCUCUCUCUCUCUCUCUCUCUCUCUCUCUUUCUCUCUGAAGAUCGCACUUUGGACUCUAUCGCUCUCUCUCAACUGGAUUCUAUCUCUGAUUUUAUUGACUCCAUUCUGAUGUUUACCAUCGCAAGUUGCUGAUAAUUCAAGAUGCUCGUGGUACGAAAGCUCAAAACAGGACCAGAUCACCCGUUUCUUUUAUGUUUCUUGACUGCUAAUUAUAAUUAUGGCACAUCCCAAGUUUCAAAUAAUAAAAGUCUACAAUCUAUUGUGAAGUUUGUUUGCCCUUGUGCAUCCAAGUCAGGUUCAAAGGCACUGCUAUUUGGAUUUAAGAAUAAAUUCUUCCUUCAAAAAUUAUAUAUCUCAAGUAUGGCUGAAAGACUCCUGGUCCAGGCUCAAGACCCGACCAAAGUUACGAUAGAAAUACAAAAUGCUAUUGAUGGCAACCAAUUAGAUUAUUCUUGGAAGUUACUUAAGCAGCAUAAGCACAUGGAGGGAUUUCCUAGAAAAUCUCUCUUCAACAUGAUUAUAACUAGUUAUGUGGAAAGCCUUGAUACACAAUGGCUACAAAAAGCUUAUGAAUUGGUACAACGUGCCAGUGAAGAUGGUAGAGUAGACUUGUUAGAGAAGGAGGUUCUUAUCUACCUUAGCUUUGGCCUUGCAAAAGUUAAACUCCCAGUUCUGGCAUCAACCAUUUUAAGAAAGAUGAUUGAUAUGGAGCAUUUUCCUCCUGUUACUGCUUGGUCUGCAGUUUUGGCACACAUGUCACAAACAUCAGAUGGAAGUUUCCUUGCUGCUGAGUUGAUUAUUGAAAUAGGUUAUUUAUUCCAAAACAACAGAGUGGAUCCUCGUAAAAAGUGCAAUGCACCUUUGAUUUCAAUGAAACCGAACACCAAUGCUUUUAAUAUUGCAUUGGCAGGGUGUCUCGUAUUUGAGAAAUCUAGGAAGGCAGAGCAGCUUCUUGAUAUGAUGCCUCGAAUUGGUGUCAAAGCUGAUGCAAACUUACUGAUAACAAUGGCACGUGUAUAUGAGAGAAAUGGGCGAAGAGAUGAGCUUAUGAAGCUGCAAAGGCGCAUAGAGGAAGCUCCAAACCUAACUGAUAUACAAUUCCGACAGUUCUAUAAUUGUUUGCUUACAUGCCAUUUGAAAUUUGGGGAUCUUGAUUCUGCAUCCAGCAUGGUAUUAGAGAUGCUUAGAAAAGCAAAAGAAGCAAGAAAUUCUCUUGCAUCUGCCAAAUUCAUGUCUGAUGCAGCUAAAAUUGAUCUGAACUAUUCUCCUAGACCUGCUUUUGUGCAUAGCUUGAGCAACAGUAAAGAUUUGGAGAGUGUCAAAGAUGACCAGCUAUUAAGAAAUGAGGUGUUAUCUUAUGAGGAGUUCUCCAGAGAUCGAAACUUCUUAAAACUUGAAGCGGAAUCAACAUCUGUUCUUGAUUCUUUAUUUUUUAAAUUGCAGGUGCAGGUUGAUUUGAUUACAACCGUACAUGGUAUACUGCAACCAACUGAAACAAUUUAUGUGAAAUUAGUUAAAGCUUUUUUUGAGGCUGGUAAGACCAAGGACUUGGCAGUGUUUCUUCUCGAAGCAGAAAGAGAAGACUCCCCAUUUUCCAAUGACAAUUCAGCCUUGGUUCAUGUUAUUAAUUCAUGCAUAUCACUUGGAUGGUUGGACCAAGCACAUGAUCUCCUUGAUGAGAUGCGUCUAGCUGGAGUUAAAACUGGAUCAUCUGUGUAUGCUUCUCUUUUGAAAGCAUAUUGUGCAGCAAAUAGGGCUGCAGAUGUCACGUCACUUCUGAGAGAUGCUAGGAAGGCUGGUAUCCAGCUUGACUCAACCUCUUAUGAGGCCAUGAUUCAAUCCAGGGUGCUAUAGGAAGACACACAGGGAGCACUCCAACUAUUUAAAGAGAUGAAAGAAGCUAGGAUUCCAAAAGUUAGUCAACAAUACUCCGGCGUGCUGGCUAAAAAUGUUACAGAGACAGAUGAAGCUGCACUGAUGACAAAGCUGGUGCAGGAAAUCAAGGACGGACAGGAAGUGGAUUGUGGAGUUCAUGACUGGAAUAAUGUAAUCCACUUUUUUAGUAAGAAAAUACUAAUGCAAGAUGCGGAUAAGGCUUUAAAGAAGAUGAGAAGCUUAGGUCACUCACCUAAUGCACAAACUUUCCAUUCUAUGGUCACUAGGUUUGCUGCCAUUGGGGGAAAAUAUCUGGAGUUAACAGAGCUGUGGGCUGAGAUGAAAGGGCUUGCUUCUGAAAUCUGGCACGCAGUGAACACAAUACUGCACAAGAUGCUAUAGCAUAUGUUGCAGCAAGACAGUCGCAGAACACAGUAAAUAAAUAAAUAAAUUGCAGAAUAAUAAAUAACACAGAUAGUUGUUAACCCAGUUCAGUGCAACGUCACCUACUCUGGGGGAUACCAAUCCAGGAAUGAAUCCACUAUAAUAGCUCUAGUUCAAAGCCCUCGACCAACACCCGGUACUUGACUUAUCACCUAGACACUACCCGUGCAAUCCUACCUAAGAACCUCUUAGAUAAUGAGACCCCGUCCCAAAUUCCCUCUAACAACACUUACUAUGUUGCUGUCAAUAAUAAUAAUCAGGAUGGAGACACUCUCCUAGAAACUAGAUCACACUCUUGCUUAAAAGCUUAUGAGUGAAUCACACACACUAACUCCGUGCUUCAAAGCUUAUGAGUAGCUUACAAUUAACAACCAAAACGCAGUCCUAAACUUGCAUCAAAUUGACACAAGAAAGGCUGACAAAAGACACAAACUCUAAACCUUAAAAACUCACACUUUGUAAAAAAACACGGUUUAGAAUACAAGAGUUGUAAAGGCUUGAGGCUUCACAUAUUUAUAGUCUUCAAUUGUCUUGAUGUGCAAGCUAGGUCUUCAGACAAACACAGCUGUAAAAAUUGCGGCCAACCCUAUAUUAUUUCCAGAAAUAUAAUUUGUUUUGUUUCAUGUGUGGCCAAACAAAAAAAAUAUAAAUUAUUAUUUUCAAAAAUAUAACAAGUUAUAUUUUUGUUUUCAAUAAUAAUUCUCAAACCGCCUUCAGGAAAACUUGUAGAACAAGCCACGUCUUGAAUAGUCGCACAUGCUUAAAUAUAAAAACGACUUAAAUCUUCCUUUGAUUUGAAAAAGAAAUUCUGCGCAAAACAGAGUAUCAGGAUGUUGUACGAUGAUGCUACAGCAUCGCGAUCCAGCAUCUGGCUGGUUGGCUUUUGCAAAAUUUUAGCCAAUCUCAAAAACCCAACAGCUUCGUCAUCCUCCAUGAAGUUUGAUCAGGAACUUCUGGAUUCUGUGUUGUAUACAUUUGUGAGGGGUGGAUUCUCCAGUCGUGCCAAUGAAGUUGUGGCAAUGAUGGAAAAAGGAAAAAUGUUCAUUGACAAGUACAAAUACAGAAUGCUAUUCUUGAAAUAUCACAAAACACUUUACAAAGGCAAGGCUCCGAAAUUUCAGACAGAAUCACAACUAAACAAAAGGGAAGCAGCUCCGACUUUUAAAAGAUGGAUAGGCAUGAUUUGAGAAUCACAACUACCCCAUUUUGUCGCACUCCACCCCGCCCUCGCUUUGACAUUUGUUUGCUCUCGUUCGACAACAAUUUGUCUUAGCUCAACAUUGGUUCGCCCCAACUCAAUAUUGGUUCGCCCCACUCAACAUCUGUCUACCGAUUAUCGACAAUAGUCUACCCCCCGCUCGGCUGUGGAUUCGAGCUCGACCGUGGAGUCGAGUGAGGUUGGAUAAAAAUCAAGUGGAAUAAAUGUGGGGCCUUAAGCAUUUAGAAGGUGAUCUUGAAAGAACUUAAGCAGGAUAAGAGUCAAAAAAAGGGGAAAAGGACGGUGUUGGCGGGGCCACCACAAACUGGCCCACAAUUCCCGCGUGAAGACGUAAAGCGGUUUUACUAAAGCCCCACGGACCCAACAUAAAACCUGUUAAUUUCCUUUUGUCCAGUUCCAUCCAUGUAAUAGUAGGGCGCCGUCUACGGUGCGCAUGCAUGAUAGGCCGCGUACGGUACGCAUGCUAAAAAACCGGAUUUUAAAGGAAUAUUCCGCUGACACCUGGAUUUAAAAUUUUAAUUAAUAAAUUUGAUUGUUCCACUAUCUAAGGGGUAAAGUUGGAAUUUCAUAUCAAUUAAUUAUUAGUGUAUUAUGUCAAUUUAUUAUUUCCUUUUUUUUAAUCAGAUUAUUUUCUAUUUUUACUAUCAAU
Trifolium pratense (red clover) is the source of this 4463-nucleotide messenger RNA. RefSeq names its product pentatricopeptide repeat-containing protein At1g03100, mitochondrial-like. The record is from RefSeq and is a predicted model, not a curated record. Gene Ontology annotation, molecular function: protein binding. Bases 418 to 2130 code for a protein of 570 amino acids. NCBI's taxonomy places the organism in Eukaryota, Viridiplantae, Streptophyta, Magnoliopsida, Fabales, Fabaceae. The transcript is spliced from 2 exons.